Messenger RNA from Colletotrichum gloeosporioides, 786 nucleotides. RefSeq lists its product as uncharacterized. Bases 1 to 786 code for a protein of 261 amino acids. The record is from RefSeq and is a predicted model, not a curated record. The transcript has a single exon. NCBI's taxonomy places the organism in Eukaryota, Fungi, Ascomycota, Sordariomycetes, Glomerellales, Glomerellaceae.
AUGUCCGACAAUUGGUUUUCUUCCAAGCUCGCCCCGGACGGCGACACCGAAGAUGGAUGCCAUCCCCAAGAGGCGCAGGCGAUGAAAGACUACCUGCACCAGAAGACAAAUGCAGCAGAAGCCGCCCGAACCAUCACCAACCCGGUCGCGAAUGCCGAAAGCCCCAGAGAAGACCUCGUUCGCCUGUGGGGAUUUCUUAUGGACUCUCUCGUGGAACUACCAGCAGAACACGUCGAGCCACUGGUAGAGCUGCUCAAGGCAAUCGAGAACCUCCCGGAGCCUGACUUCAUUUGUCUAGACGAGAGCAAGCGGCCCUCUGGGAAGCUAUGGAAGGGUCUACCAGGGUUUGGAAACCUAUGGGCCGAUUCAUAUCAAUCUGGGAGCUGGAGGAAGGCUGCCGCGGCGGCUAAGGGGCCGGAGCGUGACGCGCUGCGAGACGCACAUGUCAGGAAGGCAGAGAUUGAGGCGCGGAUGGUCGCGGCUGGCAUCGGCGCCAUCCCAAUUGACUGGGGUUAUGAGGUCGUCGCCGACGCCUUGGAGAGCAGCAACGCACUGCUUGAUUUUGAGGUUCCAGCUGCGGCAAAGUGGCUGGCUAUCUGCGGGCAGCGGUUCCGAAAGGGAGCGGAGGAUGGCGAGGAGAGUUGGGCUUUGAAGCCACAUGAUACAGCAUCGACUACCACCCCUUCCCGGGAUCUCUCAAAGGCAUCUUGGGACCAGAAGUUGAGUUUGGAACGAUGGUCGUGGUGGGAAGGGCGUCUGAUGGAGUUGCAGGGGGAGCAGGAGUAA